This is a messenger RNA of Lindgomyces ingoldianus, 1483 nucleotides long. RefSeq lists its product as uncharacterized. The transcript has a single exon. NCBI's taxonomy places the organism in Eukaryota, Fungi, Ascomycota, Dothideomycetes, Pleosporales, Lindgomycetaceae. Bases 14 to 1198 code for a protein of 394 amino acids. The record is from RefSeq and is a predicted model, not a curated record.
CGCUUAUUUCUCAAUGCCGUUCUUGCCUGGCUUGGGGCCGCUUUCGAGCCCAGGUCAAUCAGAUUCACUUCCCAGCCCUCCUCUGUCUCUAAUCCGCGUUUCUUCUACCGGAACCAUGGUCGUUCAUCGAGCUAGACGGGAUUCGCUCCCCUGCCUACGGUCAUUCCAUCAAGCCAUGAUGGAAGGCAUGGAAUCCCGAUCACGCAAGCCUUGGCCCCCGUUCACCCGCAAUGGUAGUGAUCGGACACUCUGGUUAGAGGGUAUAUCUGAUACUGAUACUGUGGCUGCCGGAGAGAGCGCCCCUCUCUGGCAUGGGGCUCUCUGCCACUCAUUCCUCGAUGGCCAUCUUUCAGGUAUCGACUACUCUGUUCCAUGCCUACGCGGUGGCUCAGACGCGCGGAGGCAGAACGACUCGAUCGGUAGCUUCACUGGCAAUAUUCUGCCAGAUGACAUUUCUUCGGCGUCGGUCUGGGUUUUUCAAGAGGCUGAACGAAGCUUUUGCGAAAAGGUGCAACUCGCUCAGUGCGAAAUCGAACGGAUGAAGUCCCUCAGCACUUUCCUACAGUCUGGGAACCGAGAAUAUUCCUAUUCCCUUUUGCGGCCGCUUACGGGGCUACACAAAUCAGCUAGCUCCAAAUCGCUCAUUAUCCCGAGUAAACACAAGUUAGAGGCUGUCGACUCUCGUUCCUUGGGACAUCCUAUCGAAUCUUUGGCCAAAGAUCAUCCAGUCUGGCAGUUCCGGCGGCGCAGGGCUGAACUUCGAAGGCUCAGGAAUACAGUGCCGCAACUUAUUCGCGUCCACGGCCUUCUACUUGGCAGCCUCGCCGAAGUCCACGCGCGGGUCGAGUUGGCUCAGGUGGAAUGCUUUCUGCGCGGGCUUAGCAGCUUUCGCAUGGACAAGCAGGGUGGAGCUAAGACUGAAGAAGACAAGGAAUUUGGAUCUACUCUUUUGGACACUCUCGUAAACCGCGCCGAGCAGGCCAUGCAGAAACUCGACCAGCUUGCGGAGCAGAUGCCAAAGUCGCCUUACGAGAAGGAACUAUCUGAAUCUUGGGCCAUCGUCCUACAGACGGAACUCUACCGGACGUCGAAUUCUUCGCCAACGCUUACUCCCCAAAGUAAUGCUCACCUUCACGACUAUACCGAGGUGCUCUCUAGGCUCCAUGCAUUGAGCUUGUCACGAGUAGGAGAGUGUUGAGUAUUGGGCCGGGUCCAGAGCUAUGGAAUGCCCUGGAGUGACCAGCGCGUCAAGUGCCACCAUUAUCGAUGUGAUCGUCAAGCGGAUGGGCUCUACUCUACAAUGUUACACAAGCCAUGGAGGAGCAGUGUGCUUCGAUUACAGAAGGGGAGAGGACUGUGUUGUUCUGUGUUUUCAUUAUCGGUAGUGUUGUCCACUUCGCUAAGGAGAGGAAACAAAAGAACCCCGCAAUAGCCAGUGGGAUUUGCAAGAUUUGGCAGGGCGAGCAAUUGCAGUGAUGUCCAU